GCUUGCCCUAGAAUGCACAUUCUGGGUUCGAUGGCCAGCACCACAUAAAAUAGGUGUAGUGAUGUAUUCCUGUAAAACCGACACUGGCGAGGCGGGGGCAAGAUCAAUCAUCCGUUACUUGUUACUUAUCCAGUUCGGGGUCGCUUGAGCUAAGGGCUAUCUUAGAGAAAAAGGGGGAAAAAUAUUGGAAAGAAAGGAAGAUGAAUGUUUAAAGAGCGAAUUUUCUUCCCAUCUGCUAAGAGGUGUCCCCACCUCUCGUUUGGGGUAUGAGGUGAGACAUCCCGAACCUCAGGUAACACCAGCGCUGUGGUGGUUUGGAAACAGCACUUUCCCACUGGAGUGAAAUCGACUCCUGCGGAGCGGAUAGUACGCGCACUCACCCCGGGGCAGCGGGCAGGGCCAGGAAGGUCGGGUUUGGCCUCUGCGACUGGCCUUGCAAGGCCCCGCCCUUAAUGGGUGGAGCCACCGCAGGACCAGCACGUGUAAAAAGUUCGGUGCGGGUCUCCGCAGGCCACUCACCUGAGCGUCCGGCGGCCGAGCGGGUUGUCUGGACCUGCGCCGUGCUCCAUGUCCCGCCGCAAGGCCGGCUACGUGCCGCGCCGUGUAGACCCCGAGCCCGACCAAGACGACAUGGAGACGCCAGAGCUCGUCAUUGAUGUGAAGCCAGAGCGUGACGCGGGGGCCCUGGGGCCCUUGGCCCCGAAGGACGUGUCCAUGCCGGGACCCCUCGGUACCGAGCGUCGUUUCGGCACUGCCCCGCUGCCCCUCGGCGCGCGCAGUCCGUGGGCCCCGUGGAUACCGCUGAGCCUUGAACCUUCCGACCGCCAGCCCUGGACCAACAAGCACCCAGAUCUGUUGACCUGCGGCCGCUGCCUGCAGACCUUCCCAUUGGAGGCCAUCAUCGCUUUCAUGGACCACAAAAAACUGGGCUGUCAGAUCCUCCAGGACGUCGGCCCCAUUUCAGAAUCCAAGGACAUGAAGGCUCUGAGCUGUCUGCGAUGUGGCAGACAGUUCACCGGAGCAUGGAAGCUGCUAUGCCAUGCCCAGUGGGAUCAUGGGCUAUCCAUCUACCAAACAGAAUCGGAGACCCCAGAAUCCCCACUGUUGGGCCUGGCUGAGGUAGCUGCAGCUGUGUCGGCAGUGGCAGUGGUAGGACCAGUUGAGGACAAGCCCCCCACAGUGAGUAGUGCUGCCCGGCGGAGCCCCACUUGCUUGGUGUGCAAGAAGACCCUCAGCUCUUUCAGCAACCUCAAGGUCCAUAUGCGUUCCCAUACUGGUGAACGACCCUACGCCUGUGACCAGUGUCCCUACGCCUGUGCUCAGAGCAGCAAGCUCAACAGGCACAAGAAGACCCACCGACAGCUGACACCUGGGAGUCCCUGCACCCCUGCCACCAGCAGGGGGGUCUCCCCAACAGCCCCUCCAGAACCAGCUGACCAUGCAGCUGCUCCAGCUAGCACACUCCCACACCAGGAGGUGGAGAAGGCUGGAGCUGCAGCCACAGCAGGAAUACAGGAACCUGGGGCCCCUGGCAGUGGGGCUCAAGCAGGCCCAGAUGCUAUGGACUGGGGAGCCACUGCCAAAGUACAAAGGACUGACCCUAUAAAGGGUGAGAAGCCAACACCCAAGAAGACCCCCAAGUCGACGGGCAAGAGCCGCGGACCUGGGAGCAGCUGUGAGUUCUGCGGGAAGUAUUUUGCCAAUAGCAGUAACCUGACAGUACACCGGCGCUCACACACUGGUGAACGGCCCUAUGCCUGUGACCAGUGUCCUUACACCUGCGCCCAAAGUAGCAAGCUCAACCGCCACCGCCGCAUGCAUGGUCUGGGGCCUGGCAGUCCCCGCUAUAAGUGCCCACACUGCUCUGUUCCGUUUGUCCUCCGUGCCACACUGGAUAAGCACAUAUGCCAGAAACAUCCAGAGAUGGUCUCAGUGUAGUUCUGUCGUCUCUUCAUCCUUCUCAUUAUGUAAAUAAAUCACCUUAUUCAUGAUGUGCCUGGACUCUGG
Alexandromys fortis (reed vole) is the source of this 2007-nucleotide messenger RNA. RefSeq names its product zinc finger protein 296 (gene Znf296). Lineage: Eukaryota; Metazoa; Chordata; Mammalia; Rodentia; Cricetidae. Bases 568 to 1938 code for a protein of 456 amino acids. Gene Ontology annotation, cellular component: nucleus. Gene Ontology annotation, molecular function: DNA-binding transcription factor activity; RNA polymerase II cis-regulatory region sequence-specific DNA binding. The record is from RefSeq and is a predicted model, not a curated record. Gene Ontology annotation, biological process: negative regulation of dendrite development; regulation of transcription by RNA polymerase II. The transcript has 3 exons.